AUUUAGCCAGACCAUGGGCAUCGUGCUGAAAACAUUGAAGGGUAUAUAUUUUACCCUGGCCUGCCUUAUAUCCUCAUGGCUGGCAUCUUGUUUCUUUCUGUUACCAUCCUACCCACUGGGAAUCUUCGUACCUCACAUCUACCGAUCAUAUAUGCAGUUUGUGAUAGGGACUUGGCUUCUUUUCCCCCCUUCAAUUUACGAGGUAUGGUAUUUAUGUUUCUAAUCACCUGCAUGUCUACUAUUUCCCCCUAACUUACUACUCAUUUAGCCAUGGUGUUGAAAACAGUAAAGGGUAUAUAUUUUACCCUGGCCUGUUUUGCAUCCUCAUGGCUUGGAUCUUGUUUCAUUAUGUUGCCCUCGUACCUGCUGGGAGUCUUCGUACCGCAUGUCUACCGAUCAUAUGUUCAGUUUAUGAUGGGUACAUGGCUUCUAUUCCCCCCUUCAAUGUACGAGCUACUGUGGGGAACUCAAAUACGUGUUAGUGGGGAUAAGAUGAGGCGAAGUGAGAGCUGUUUGAUAGUAGCCAAUCACCGCACACGUCUUGACUGGAUGUUUAUGUGGUCAGUUACCGGGCGAGCACGGUGGUCCGCUCUCAUGAAGAUUAUUUUGCGCGGUGAUCUGAAGCAUCUUCCUGGUUUCGGCUGGGCUAUGCAGUUUGGAGGUUUCUUUUUCUUAUCAAGAAAGUGGGCGAGCGACGAAAAAUAUCUCACUGAUAAAAUAAGGUACUUUACAACAGCUACAGAGCCCCAUAAGUUACUCAUCUUUCCGGAGGGUACCGACUAUGACACCAAGACCAAAAAGCGGUCCGACGCUUAUGGAGACAAGGAGGGGUUACCACAUCUAGAUUAUGUUCUUCAUCCUAGGACCACAGGAUUUAUCCACUGUGUGCAAGAGUUAAGAAAAGGUAAUGUUCCUGCUCUAUAUGACAUGACACUAGGCUACCCUAAAACUCUGCCAGACCGUGGCGAAUUGGAUCUUAUCACUGGCACUAUGCCUGAAGAGAUACACGUGCACGUUCAGAGAUUUGAUAUGGACGAUAUACCGUCUGAGAAAUUAGAAACUGAUAGAUGGUUACGAGAACUUUGGUACGAAAAGGAAAAAAGACUCGAAAACUUCUACAAAGAAGGCCAGUUCGCGGAAGAAAACCCCAGCAAGCCCUAUUUCCCUUCCUCCGCAGACAACUUCAAGAUACCAAUAUUCGUUAUCUGGAACGCUGGACUCCUCUUAAUAAUCUACCUCCUUUUUGUCUCACCUGUCACCAGAUCGUACCUGCUAUUUUCAAACCUUGCCCUCAUCGUCCUCUCAACUCUAGGCCACAUAGAGGACAUUGACAGAAAGUUCGAGAAUAAUGAACCCACAAUCUCUGAGCAGCCUUCCUCAGAAACCAUCAGUACAUAGGAUUAUAUAGUACUUCUCUCAAGUAAAAUCGGUAUAAUCAUCGGAGGUAGUUACUUAUUAUAUUGAGAGUUUAAUUAGUUUUAUACGAGUGCAUGAAAAUUUGCGUAUUUUUAGAGAACGUAUUUAGAUUCGUGUAAUACAACUUUUUGAGCUUAAUCUGUGUAUAUUUACGUAAUGUAGGGGAGAUGAAAGUAGUAAGCUGUAAGACCGAGGAGUUUGAAGCCUCGUGCUUAUUAUGAUUGAUGUAAAUAAAUGAUAAUUAUGAAAAGUUAAAAUGUUCAGUGAAUUAAAGUUUUGGCAUAAGUUCUGUGCUUACUGCUUAGUUGAGGAGGUGUUGCAACUAAAAAACAACCACCAGAGCAUUAUAUUUGGUUUGCAGCCUCCUCUCUUGGAUUUGCUGGCAGUAAAUCCGACAAAUAUUUCGUUUUUCUUAUUAUAUAAAGACACGCAUGUAAUAAUUGCAAUGUUUUAAUUUGGUGAUUUUUACCGAAAUCAUUUAAAAAUUUUAUUUCAGUUUGGUUAUGAGUUAGUAUUGAAUUGGGUAGAACUAAGCGUUAAGAAGAUGGGAUAUGUAUCUUUUAUUAAAUUCUUCUAAUUCUCUUUGAUACAGAAAUUUGUAGCUUUAACUGAAAUUAGUUGAUGCAUGUGGCUAAUUGUAGAAUUUUCAUGCCAAUAUCUUUUGCACGGUUUGCAUUGUUCGUUGAGUUCACCCUUUUUAUUAUUAUGUUUUGAUAUUUAAGAUUUGUUUUGUAAGUUUUCGUGUAUAUUAAACAUUAAUGAUGGUUUGAGCUAGAUGUUCUCCUUUAA
This is a messenger RNA of Bolinopsis microptera, 2205 nucleotides long. Its product is annotated as lysocardiolipin acyltransferase 1-like. Lineage: Eukaryota; Metazoa; Ctenophora; Tentaculata; Lobata; Bolinopsidae. The coding region runs from base 271 to 1398 and encodes 375 amino acids. Gene Ontology annotation, cellular component: endomembrane system; endoplasmic reticulum. The transcript is spliced from 8 exons. Gene Ontology annotation, molecular function: acyltransferase activity. Gene Ontology annotation, biological process: phosphatidylinositol acyl-chain remodeling. The record is from RefSeq and is a predicted model, not a curated record.